Molecule: messenger RNA, 1926 nt
Organism: Vigna umbellata (rice bean)
Lineage: Eukaryota; Viridiplantae; Streptophyta; Magnoliopsida; Fabales; Fabaceae
Product: long chain acyl-CoA synthetase 9, chloroplastic
Cellular component (GO): endoplasmic reticulum; membrane
Molecular function (GO): long-chain fatty acid-CoA ligase activity
Source: RefSeq, a predicted model, not a curated record
AGAGUGGUUUAUGGCUCUUCAGGGUUGUUUCAGGCGAAAUGUGACAGUAGUUACUAUGUAUGCAUCAUUGGGAGAGGAAGCUUUAUCAUAUUCAUUGAAUGAGACAGAGGUUACAACAGUAAUUUGUGGGCGAAAAGAAAUGAAAACACUAGUAAAUAUAAGUGGACAACUUGACACAGUGAAACGUGUGAUUUGCAUGGAUGAUGAUAUCCCAUCUGAUGCCUCUUCUAUUGCAUAUAACUGGACAAUCACUUCGUUCUCUGAGGUUGAGAGACUUGGCAGAGAAAACCCUGUUGAAGCUGAUUUACCACUUUCAGCAGAUGUUGCAGUUAUAAUGUAUACAAGUGGAAGUACGGGAUUACCCAAGGGUGUGAUGAUGACACAUGGCAAUGUCUUAGCUACACUCUCUGCUGUCAUGACCAUUGUUCCCGAUAUUGGGACCAAGGAUAUAUAUCUUGCAUACUUGCCGAUGGCUCAUAUCUUAGAAUUAGCAGCUGAGAAUUUGAUGGCAGCUGUUGGAGUUCCUAUAGGAUAUGGAUCUCCUUUGACCCUUACUGACACAUCAAACAAGAUUAAGAAAGGAACAAAGGGGGAUGCUACUGCACUGAGUCCAACUCUAAUGGCAGCUGUACCAGCAAUUCUUGAUCGUGUUCGUGAUGGAGUGUUCAAGAAGGUAAAUGCAACAGGAGGAUUGCCAAAGAAAUUGUUUUAUUUAGCCUAUGCCCGGAGGAUGCAAGCAGUUAAUGGUAGUUGGCUUGGAGCUUGGGGUUUGGAAAAGGCUCUUUGGGAUUUUCUUGUGUUCAAAAAGGUCCGAGCUAUUCUGGGCGGCCGAAUCCGUUUUAUACUAUCUGGUGGUGCUCCCCUUUCUGGUGAUACCCAGAAGUUCAUCAACAUUUGUCUCGGUGCUCCAAUCGGUCAAGGAUAUGGUCUUACAGAGACUUGUGCUGGUGGGACAUUCUCUGAUGUUGAUGACACUUCUGUUGGUCGUGUUGGACCACCUCUUCCAUGCUCAUUUAUUAAGCUAAUCAACUGGCCUGAAGGUGGAUAUUUAACAAAUGACUCACCAAUGCCCCGUGGAGAAAUUGUAAUUGGUGGUCCAAAUGUCACUCUAGGGUAUUUCAAAAAUGAAGAAAAAACGAAUGAAUCGUACAAGGUUGAUGAAAGAGGCAUGAGGUGGUUUUACACUGGUGACAUUGGCAGAUUUCAUCCAGAUGGAUGCCUUGAAAUCAUUGACCGUAAAAAGGACAUUGUUAAACUGCAGCAUGGAGAAUAUGUCUCCUUGGGAAAGGUUGAGGCAGCUCUUAUUGUUAGUCCCUUUGUGGACAAUAUUAUGGUCCAUGCUGACCCUUUCCACAGUUACUGUGUGGCACUUGUGGUGGGUUCUCAGUUCACAUUGGAGGAAUGGGCUUCACAACAAGGAAUUUCAUAUGUCAAUUUUUUAGAUCUGUGUGCAAAAGAAGAAACUGUGAAGGAGGUGCAUGCAUCACUUGUAAAGGAGGGAAAGAAGGCUCAUCUGGAGAAAUUUGAGAUUCCUUCAAAAAUUAAAUUGCUUUCUGAUCCAUGGACCCCUGAGUCUGGCCUUGUUACUGCUGCUCUCAAACUCAAGAGGGAGGCAAUAAAAAAGACUUUUAAUGAGGAACUUACAAAGUUGUAUGCUUCAUAGGCUAAGGACACUAAUCUUUUUACCAGCAUUUCCCAUUUGCAUAGGGCAGGUUGAGGUGAGAAGGGUUUUGUAUUUUUUUGUUAAUCAUUUUGUUUUUUCCAUUUGAAGUUUAUCAUGCAAAGUGAGGCUUAUUACGUGCAGAAGGCCAAUACGUUGAAUAAUUUAAUUUACUGAAGUAGUAACACUGUAAAAUGAACUUUUAUCAGACGUUAUUGUUGUAUCAAUUUUCCAAUUAUAGAGUUACUCAGUAUAUUAUGUUUGUU